This is a messenger RNA of Aplysia californica (California sea hare), 2049 nucleotides long. Its product is annotated as spectrin alpha chain. Gene Ontology annotation, cellular component: cell junction; plasma membrane; cortical actin cytoskeleton. Lineage: Eukaryota; Metazoa; Mollusca; Gastropoda; Aplysiida; Aplysiidae. Gene Ontology annotation, molecular function: actin filament binding; calcium ion binding. The transcript has 13 exons. The coding region runs from base 1 to 2049 and encodes 682 amino acids. The record is from RefSeq and is a predicted model, not a curated record. Gene Ontology annotation, biological process: actin cytoskeleton organization.
AUGUGUGUAGUGUGGUACAAUGUGUGUUGCAUUGUCUGUUUGCAGGGUCUACAGAAGAAGCACGAGGCGUUUGAGUCAGACUUCCAAGUGCACAAGGAACGCUGCUCGGAGAUCCGGAAGGAAGGACAAACCCUCAUUACUGAUGGCAACCACAACGCAGACAGCAUUGGCCAGAGGAUCGCGGGCAUGGAGGAGAAGCUACAGGAGCUGGACGGCGCAGCGGCCCGGAGGAAGGCCUCGCUCAACGACAACUCGGCUUUCCUGCAGUUUAUGUGGAAGACAGAUGUGGUGGACAGCUGGAUAGCUGACAAGGAGACCCAAGUCCGCUCGGAGGAUUACGGCCGUGACCUUUCGUCUGUCCAAACGUUCCUGGCCAAGCAGGAGACGUUCUCCGCGGGGCUGUCGGCCUUUGAGAAGGAAGGCAUCCAGACCAUCACCACCCUCAAGGACCAGCUGGUCUCCUCCCGCCACGAGCAGACGCCCGCCAUCGAGGCGCGCUACAACGCCGUCAUGGCGCGCUGGCAGAAGCUCCUGGCCGACGCCGAGGACCGCAAGCAGAAGCUGCUCCACUUACAGGACAAGUACCGGCAGAUCGAGGACUUGUACCUGACCUUUGCCAAGAAGGCCUCGGCCUUCAACAGCUGGUUCGAGAACGCCGAGGAGGAUCUCACCGACCCUGUGCGGUGUAACAGCGUGGAGGAGAUCAAGGCUCUGCGAGAGGCCCACGAACAGUUCAAGGCGUCUCUGAGCGCGGCCAAGGCAGACUUCAAGGGUCUGGAGUCGCUGGACGCACAGAUCAAGAGCUUCAAGGUCGGGCCCAACCCCUACACCUGGUUCACCAUGGAGGCGCUCGAGGAGACCUGGAACAACCUACAGAAGAUUAUCCGGGAGCGUGACAACGACCUUGACAAGGAGGAGCACCGACAGGAGGAGAACGACCUCCUGAGGAAACAGUUUGCCCAGGCCGCCAACGCCUUCCACUCGUGGCUCACCCAGACACGGGCAGCCAUGAUGGAAGGCUCCGGCUCUCUUGAGGAACAGCUGGAAGCCACCAAGAGAAAGGCAGCGGAGGUGAGGUCACAGAAAGGUCACCUGAAGAAGAUUGAAGAUCUGGGGGCAGCGAUGGAAGAGAGGCUUAUUCUGGACAACAGGUACACGGAGCACAGCACGGUGGGACUGGCGCAGCAGUGGGACCAGCUGGACCAGCUGUGUAUGCGCAUGCAGCAUAACCUGGAACAACAGAUAGAGGCCAGGAACCGCAGUGGGGUGUCGGAGGACGCGCUCAGAGAGUUCUCUAUGAUGUUCAAACACUUUGACAAGGACAAGAGCGGCAAACUGGACCACCAAGAGUUCAAGUCUUGUCUGCGAGCCCUGGGCUAUGACCUGCCUAUGGUGGAAGAGGGACAGACAGAUCCUGAGUUCCAGGCAAUACUGGACGUAGUGGACCCCAACAGGGAUGGCUUCGUCUCGCUACAAGAGUACAUGGCCUUCAUGAUCAGCCGGGAAACAGAAAACGUGCAGUCGAGCUCAGAGGUAGAGCAGGCCUUCCAGGCCCUCACAUCGGGAGAGAAGCAGUACAUCACGGCCAACGAGCUGUACCAGGUGAGUGGGAAAAAUAAUACAUCACAGUACAUCAACAUACAUCACAGUACAUCACGGUACAUCACAGUAUAUCGCGGUACAUCACUGUACAUCAACGUACAUCACAGUACAUCACUGUACAUCACAGUACAUCACUGUACAUCACAGUACAUCAACGUACAUCACGGUACAUCACAGUACAUCAACCUUUCAAAAUGGCUGCCAGCAGAGCGAAAGAGAAAGAAAUCGCAGAUAUUGAACAACCUCGGACCGAUGAACUUGUCUCUCGUUGCCCUAAAUAGAGAUUUAACCAGCGUUGUUGAGGAUUAUUUUAUUUUUAGAGAUAUUGACAGUGAUAUUGAAGGCUCAGAGAGUGAAGGAGAAGAGCCCUCACAGCCCCUGUCAAGACGAGUGCAGUCCAGUUGCCUCAGAAGCUUAAGAUGUGGAGCCAGUCAGUCUGCCGAGUAA